This is a messenger RNA of Fusarium musae, 1323 nucleotides long. RefSeq lists its product as uncharacterized. The transcript has a single exon. NCBI's taxonomy places the organism in Eukaryota, Fungi, Ascomycota, Sordariomycetes, Hypocreales, Nectriaceae. The record is from RefSeq and is a predicted model, not a curated record. The coding region runs from base 1 to 1323 and encodes 440 amino acids. Gene Ontology annotation, molecular function: protein binding.
AUGGGCUACUCUGAAGUUCUCUGCCACAUUUGUGGCGUCAGUUUCAACAUCAACCGCUCUCGAACAGACAAAGAGCCUCGAAGCGCAGCCUGGGGUUAUCAGACCCUUGCGAUGAACCCUGAAAACAGUCACGGUCGGUGGGGAUGCUACUACGUGAAGAGAGACGGAGUUCAAGACCCUGGGGCUGCCUCACUGGAGACAGUCAAGUAUAUCCCGCCUAAAAUGGAACCAGAAGAUUCAUCCGACGAUGGAUGGACAUCGGACACGCCGGAUGAUGAAUGGGAACACAUCGCAGGACCAGAGUGCGAGUACAACGGAGCCUAUAACGGGAAUCACAUCUCCGCAGAGGCCAUGAAAGGCUGUCAAACAUCCCAGUGCCUUGUACCAAGAGGCAAUGAUUGGCAGCCGGAGAUAAACGACCAGGACUUUGAAACUUCGGGUAAAUUCUUCCUCAGCGGUUUGUCCGACGACAUGCCCAGUAGAGAUAUGGGUUGGCCGUCUGUUUCUCCCGCGCGUCAUGGCAUGGACGAUGUCAGAGCUGAGAACAUCAUUUGGGAUGCUGAAGAUGCGGACGAGUACUGUAUGCCUUUUCAUCCGGCCUGCUUCGAGAUAUUCAAGAGAGCUUCUCUAUAUCGGUAUGGAAGCGUUGAUGUUCAGUGCUUGAUGCAAUGGUGGCGUCUCGAACCAGAGUACGAAGACUUCCAUGGCUUUCCCCGUCAUCCCGCUGUCAAAGCGGCUGCUGAGCAGUGGUGGAGUCACGAACGUGGAGGUGAAUUCCUAGUGGCCAACCCUUGCUUCGUUCCUGGACUAGACGAUCUCCUGCAAUCGACACAGAGCGUGGAACAUACCCUUGGAAACGAGUCUAGCCCUUCUGGAAGUAUCGUAUCAACGGAACCAGCCCCUUCCGACCCAUUCUCAAAGCUCCCUAGCGAAAUGAUUCGUGAGAUUCUUAUCCAUCUCCGUUUCAAGGACCUUGCCAACCUGCGACUCACCUCUCGCGUAUUUCUGCAUCUCCCGAACACGGUUUUGUACGAGUUGACAGUUCAAGAGACUCCUUGGUUGUAUGAGGCAUGGUCAUCGUUGCCUAUCUCUUUCUGGGCAACAACGACUCAAGCAGAGAUCGAACGCGGAGGUAGCAUUAACACAACUCCUCAUCCAGUCAAGCUGCUCGGAAAAGGUGAAACAGACUGGCUCCGUCUUCAAAUGGAGCUGUCAAGGAAUUGGAAAACCAUGCUUGGGCUGCAGAAUCGACGCAGAAUCUGGAAUGAUUGCCAGGAGAUCUUGAAUCGGGUGGAUGAAUACCGAAAUCAGGGCAAGAUCUGA